Molecule: messenger RNA, 483 nt
Organism: Perkinsus marinus ATCC 50983
Lineage: Eukaryota; Perkinsozoa; Perkinsida; Perkinsidae
Exons: 3
Coding region: 1-483 (160 amino acids)
Source: RefSeq, a predicted model, not a curated record
AUGUCCACACGGGAAUGGUCUAUCAACGCCAGCUUCGCCGGCAUGUUCAAGAAGAGCCAGGCCGAGCCAGAGGAGGAGGAGGCACACCAUGACGAGGUAGAGGCAACAGCCCCGGCAGCAUCGGUGCCCUCAGCAGUCUCGUGGCUAGCCUCGCUGGGGAAGAAGCCAGCAGUCGCUGCUGCCCAUGAUGAUGACGACGAGACGGAAUCGAUCGAGGUUGGUGAUGUAUCAAAACCCUCCCAGAAGAAAUACCGGUUUUUGUUGCCCGCAAUUGACCGACGGAAGAUCCCGAAAGCUCCUCCUUUCUACAGGAGAGGCAGUGAUGAAGAGAUUCGUCGGCGCUGGUUGAGCACGAGAAAGGCACUCACUGAAGGGUGGAAACGGAAACGUCGAGAUGCUCUUCGCCGGGUGAAGCGAUGGCAGCAGAGUACAGGGCAGUUCCGAGCCACUGAGCAGCUAUUCUUUGAUGAGCAGCCACAUUAA